ACCCCGGAGUCCAACCCGACCGCCUCUAUUACACCACUGAAGAAGACGCGGCCCAUAUGAUGCUCCACUAUGAAGGCUAGCAGGGCAGCUUCUGCCUCUGACUUCACAGAAUAAGCCUUGUUCUUUCUUACAAGUGCUGCAUCCACACACUACCUGGACUCAAGUAGAUGCGACGCCGAAUUAAUAUCUUGGUCCUGCAGAAUGUCCAAGAUCAGGCGGAAGGUAACAGUGGAGAAUUCAAAAACCAUAUCUGAUAGCAGCAGCAGCAGCAGCACCACGACCAGCAGCACCAGCAACCCCGCCCCCCCUUCCCGCCGGCCCAGUGUGUUUGAGAGACUUGGCCCCAGCACUGGGAGUAAUGCUGCUGAUAGUCACUGUAGAAAUUGGCUGAAGACCGGUAAUUGCAGUUACGGCAACACUUGUCGCUACACACAUGGAACUCAGCCACGAGGCAAAGGAUUUAGCUUUAGUCGGUCAGCCGAGAGACCCACAGGUGAUCUGCGGGAGAGGAUGAAGAAUAAAAGACAGGAUGUUGACCCAGAAAACUUGAAACGAGACUUAGACGAGCCCACAUCCCCCACAGCGAGACAGAGAGACUCCUCCCGAGGCCGACACAGGGAAAAGGAGGAUAUAAAGAUCACAAAGGAGCGCACCCCAGCCAGUGAAGAAGAGCCCACAGAGUGGGAAACCAAUCGUGAAGACUCAGAUAUUGGUGACUACGACUACGAGUUAUCACUAGAGAUGAAGCGCCAGAAGAUUCAACGUGAGCUGAUGAAAUUGGAGCAGGAGAACUUGGACAAGAGGGAGGAGAUUGUCAUCAAGAAAGAUGAGACCCCCACCAAAACAAGAGCCACCGCCAUGUCGAAGGCCUCCCCAGAGCCGUUAAGCAGUAAAGAUUCACCCUCAUCCAGGAAGUCCAGUGGAUCCCCAAAACACAAAAGUGGAACCAAAGGCCUGGGCUCUGGGAAGAAAGAGAAGAAGGCACCGGUGUCAUCCCCUGUUACAGAAUCUACCAGGCCUUCAAAAGGGAGCCACAGUAAGAAGAAAGGGCCCCGCACCCCCAGUCCUCCUCCCCCAGUCCCUCUGGACCUUCCUGUGAUGGGGAAGAAACACAAAGGCAAGCACAAAAACAAGGAGAAGUCCGAGGAGAAGCAGAAGGAGGGGAAAGAUCGGGGGCGAGAUACAGAGAAACACAAAGAGAAGAAGGAAAAACGCAGGGACCGAUCAGACAGUUCCCACAAGGCCAAGCGGUCAGUGGCAUCAGAGGAGCGUUCUGGUAGCGUGUCAUCUCCCUCUAGGGGCACUUCACCCCCAGCCAGGAAGAAGUCCACCUCUCCUAAAGCUUCGUCCCAUAAGACGCCUGCACUGGCCUCCCCUCCCCGCAGGUCACCAACUCCCCCACGCCACCAGCGCACCCCCACCCCUCCCCGCCACCACUCCCCAUCCUCCCACUCGGGUUCCUCUGCGCAGCGGCACUCUUCGUCUCCUCGUCGGCGCCGCUCGUCCUCACCCACCUACCACCGGAGCACAGCAGCCCCGGCCUCCGCCUCCUCCCCUCCGAGCUCCCGGCGCUCCCGAUCACCUCCGGCCUCCCACAGCGCCUCCUCGCCCCACCGCCGAUCCGACCGAUCGAGCCCCAGCCAACGCCGCUCCAGGGGCCGCGAGAGGAGCCGCGAAAGGAGCCGUGGUGAAAGAGAGAGGAGUCCGCCUGCUCAGGAGCGCAGACAGGAGCGCAGAGAUGAAAGCCGCAGCAAGCGAGAGAAGGACGGCGUCCGCGACGACCGCGACUAUGACUCUGAACAGGUCUCGUCACGGGACGCUCGUGACGACCGGGAGACCAGAGAGGCUCGCGAGCGACGGGACGCCCGCGACCGAGGAAGGGAACCCACUCGAGACUCUCGCGACCACCGAGACAACAGGGACGUAAAGGACUCUAGAGAGAGCAGGACAGAGACCCGCUCCAGUCGGGAGUCGCUGGAGCGUAGAGACCGCGAGCGGGAACGAGAGAGGGACCGGGAGAAGGAGAAGGAGAGGGAAAGAGAGCGAGAAAAGGAGAGAGAGAGGGAGAGGACUGACACCCACAGGAAGGAUGAACCGGCUCCGGAUGACAGGAGUUACGGGAGAGGUCAUGGACGCGAAGAUGCAGGCAGAGCUGAAGGAAGGACGGAGAACAGGACGGACAGAGCUGAGAGGAACGGACGAGGGAGAGGGCGUGCUAAUGAAACAUCUGAUAAAGGCACAAACAGAAACUCCCGGGGUUCCCAACUGGAAAGCAGCCAUGAAAACUGGGAGUCACGGAGCGGCUCGUUGCGUGAACGGAGCGUGGAGAGGAGCACAGAUCGCAGUGCAACCGAAAAGAGCUCUGAACGGGGUUCAGACCGAGACCGCUAUGAGGGUGACAGGAGAGGAGAGCAGGCCAGAGACUCCUCAUACGACAGGAGAGGAGGGCACGGAGAGCGGGAUCGCAGAGACAACCGAGACAGAGGUGGAGAUCAAAGAGCAGCCUCCCCAAAUAGACACCAGAGAUCAGAGGAGUCUGAGAGGGAGGAGAGGAGGGAGGAGCGAAGGACAGACAGAACGGACGAGAGACGAGACGACAGGACCCGUGACCGGGAGCGAGAGAGAGACAGGGAGAGGGACAGGGAGCGGGAGAGAGAGAGGGAGAAAGAGAAGGAGCGGGAGAGGGAGAAGGAGAAGGAGCGAGAGAAGGAGGCCGAGAGGGAGCGGGCCAGGGAGAGAGAGCGAGAGCGGGAACGAGAGAGGGAGAGGGAGCGAGAGAGGGAAAGGGAGCGGGAGGAGAGGGAGCGAGAGAGGGAGGAACGGGAGAGAGAGAGGGAGAGGAAGGAGCGAGAAAGAGAGAGGGAGAGGGAGAGGGAGAGAGAGAGGGAGCAGCGGGAGCGAGAGAGGCAGCGGGAAUGGGAGGAGCGAGAGAGAGGACGAGAGGAAAGGCGGGAGAGGAGAGAUGACACCAGGGACGACCGGUCCGUCAGAGACACCCGGGACGACCGCAAGACGAGUCGGAAAAGGCCCAGGGUGGAGAGCAGCCCGAGUCCCCGAUCCUCGCCUAAGCGAGCAACGCGUGACGUCAGUCCUGCAGACAGCGACGGCUACAACAGCGCGGAAGAGAAAAGUGAGCGCCAUCGCUUGCUGAGCCAGGUGGUGCGGCCCCAGGAGCCAUUGUUGCGUACUCCGCCGAGGGCGACUCCUUCUGAUGAGAAGCCCAGUCACUGGAAGGAAGAGGAGCGCAGAGGAGCCGGGGACAAAAGGGAAGUACGCAGCCGCCACGAGGACCUGGAGCCUCGCGUGGAACGAAGCAGAGGCGAGAGGCGAGGAGAGCACCUCGCAGACGCCCCGUCUGACUCCCGUAGCAGAGGCAGAGACCAGCGAGAGUCCACGCCGCCUCCUCCCCCUCCCCCUCCACCUCCUGCGGUCCUCACCACUGGCAGCGAAGACAAAGACACCGCCGGCUCCCAGUCCCACGAGGAGGGCAAAAAGAAGAUAAAGUCGCAGAGGAAGGGCUUGAAGAAGGGUCGCAAAGAAGAGGAGAUUGCCGUUAGCAACAGCCUAGCUGGCGCAGGAGAUCGUUUCAACCCCGAGCCUCCGACCAGCAUUCCUACAGAUGCACCUCCACCCUUACCCUUACACUCCCCCAGGAAAGGAGCCAAGAAGAAGGCGCUUGAUCGGAAGAGGAAACGGUCACGAGAAGGAGAAUCCGAUGUGUCUGAUGAGGAUUUAUCUGCCCCUCAGCCACAUAAUAAGAAGAAGAAAGGUCCUCGGACGCCACCACCCUCCAUGAGGCCUGAUCUUCGCGGUACAGUAGUUAACACGGAGCCAUCUCCUCUGUCCAAAAUGGACAACUUCAGUGACUGGUCAGAUGAGGAGGUCACAGACCGAGGAGUACCACUGGAAACACAAGCUCCACCGGCUCCGGCUGAGCCUCUUAAGAGAGCUGGUGUUCCCAGAGUGGGCAGGGACAGGGAGCGGUGCAACCCUCCUCCCAUCGCCCCUCUGCUGCCCCAAGAUCCUCCGAUGCUGCUGCAGACUCUGACUCCGCAGCCCCUCAUGUCCCAGCCGCUGCUCCGCAAACUCCCCCCGGAGCAGACGCGCAGCAGCAGCAUGGGGAGCAACCAGAGCCGCACCUCGUCCAGACGCCUGCGAUCGCCCUCCAACGAGUCGGCCCAUCGAGAUGACCCCCAAGGUCCGCGACCCCGCCGGGGCAGGCUGCAGGGCGCCAACUCUCGGGACCGAGAAAGAGAACGCGAGAGGGAAAGGGAGAGAGAGAGGCCCGUCGUGACUGAGCCUCCAGGGGCCGAGAGGAAGUCUCGAAUUGACCAGUUGAGGAGAGGAGAGCCCAGCCGCAGCACCUCCUCAGACCGGCAGGAUUCCCACAGCCACAGCUCCAGGCGCAGCUCUCCUGACUCUGAGCAGCAGGCCAGGUCCAGGUCCCGCGCCGGCUCCUACGACAGUCGAGAACGGGAGAGAGAGAGGGAGCCGUUUGAGCGGGAACGAGACCGAAAGGACCUCCGGCCUCAGCAGCAGCAGCAGCAGCAGCAGCAGCAACAACAACAACAACAACAGCAGCAGCAGCAGCCGCCGCUGCUCCUCCAGCAGCCCCUACAGCAACAGAGAGACUGGGAGCCUGAGCCUAGGGACUGGCCUAGCAGGGGACGGGAGCCCCUACUGAUGCGUCCUGGCCGGGAACCUCUCCUGAGGGAGCGGGAUAUCAGGGACAGGGAACGCUUACUCCCUGAAGGACUCCUCCAGCAGCAUGAUCGGGAGCGGGAAAGAGAGCGAGAGAGGGAGAGGGACGGUAGAGGCGACAGAGGCGGCGAUCGAGAGAGGGAGAGGAUGAUGAUGAUGGACCUGCCGCCCCACGGGGACCCCAGGGCCCCAGGACGAGGGGACCUGAGGGGUGAUAUGAGAGGAGACCUGCGAGGGGAAAUAAUGAGACCGGAGAGGAGCGACUAUGAGCCUCUGCUGCCGAGAGCAAUCUUCAGCCCCGCAGAGCCGGAGAAACCGAGCAACAGUCACCAUCCCAUCGGAGAGCAGCGGGAGCUGGAGAAGACCGACAGCAUCGAUGGAGACGAUGAUGGGAAAGAAGACGAUGGCCAGUCAGUCGCAUCUAUGGUAGAGGAGUAUGAGCCAAUCAGUGAUGACGAGCUGGAUGAAAUUCUGGCUGACAGCCAGAAAAAAGAGGAUCAACAAGACGAGGAAAAAAUUACAGGUCCUCUGGAUGUCAUUGAUGUGGACUGGUCCAGCCUGAUGCCCAAACAGAAGCAGGAACCCCGGGCAGCAGGGGCAGCCUUGCUCCGGUUCACCCCAGGGGCCGUGCUUCUCAGGGCGGGCAUCUCCAAGCGACUUGCUGGGCCUGAGCUCCUGGAGCAAGUCAGAGAGGUGUGCAAGUCUGAGCUGGACGACCCCAAAGAUGCUGACAAGCUGUUUGAGCAUGACCUGGGGGCUCUGAACAUGGCAGCCCUGAACAGGCGGGUGGAGAGGGCAGGUUUACUGAGAAACCUCGGACCCUGCUGCAAGGCCCUGUGUGCCCGCAGGGACUUCGCCAUCCGCCGGCAGCUGUUAAAAAACGACAAGGGCCUAACCAAGCAGUACCCCACCACGCCCGUGGUAGACAACGAGCUGCUGCAGAUGAGCAUGCGUCUCUUCAGAAGGACCAUGGCCGGCCAGGCCUCGGCCCCAGAAAGGUCCGACGCUGGGUCGGCAGCAGCAGCACCAACACCAACACCAGCACCAGCAGCAGCAGCAGCACCUGCAGCAGCAGCUCCACCACCAGCAGCAGCAGCAGCCGAGGCCGCUCCAGCUCCAGCUGAUAGUAGUAAGCUCAGCACAGCACAGCCCGAGGUGUGCGUGUCCUGAAAGAAAUGGGUUUAAUUAACAUGAAAGUGAAGACGUCUAACUCUCCCUGACUCUGUCCCCUUUCAUUUCAUACAUAGCAGUUUUUAGUCAGGACAGGAAAAAUUAAGGAAAAACAACAAAAUUGUGAAUCUUAGUCGUGCUUUACAUGUUUUGGAUGAUCUGCAAGUGCUGUGCCAUAGUCUACUGGACAUUCUAGCCUAUGGAGGUGUGAACCCAUGAACCAUGUAUGAGACGCAUAGAAACACACCUAAAAAUGACUUUGUUUUUUUUUGUGCAUUUCAAUGUUUUAGAGCAGCUUUUUAAUUGUCGGUGUCACCUGCCUAACCAAGUUCAAAUGUUUUGUUUUUCGUAUAUUGUGCAUUGGUUACUACGACUGUGCAUUAAAAUGGUUAGAUGUUGAUUUCUGUAACGGGUCUUUUGCUUCGUAUAAAGUGACUGUUCAGCCUUCAAAAUAAUGUGACACUUGAUGUUCUGAUUAUUUUUGUUUACAUCAUAUUACAAAAUAUCUGCGGAGCAAAUCUACAGCAUUUGCCGCAGAGUGUUACUGACUAACAACACUGAAACAUCCUGCAGGGACUUGAAUGAACUCAUGAAUAAGCACUGCCAAACUAUUCCUCCUUUUGAAUGUUAUUUGUUCUAACUGUUAGUCUUUGGAAACAUUAUUGCUUUUUUGCUUGAUGUAUUUGUUUUUUUGAAUGGUUUGGCAAUGUCUACCUGAAAUGAACUGAAGUGAGUGCAGAGCACAAAAUAGACUGCAGAGUACCAGAUCUCCAA
This is a messenger RNA of Sebastes umbrosus (honeycomb rockfish), 6645 nucleotides long. RefSeq names its product zinc finger CCCH-type containing 13 (gene zc3h13). The transcript has 20 exons. Lineage: Eukaryota; Metazoa; Chordata; Actinopteri; Perciformes; Sebastidae. The record is from RefSeq and is a predicted model, not a curated record. Gene Ontology annotation, cellular component: RNA N6-methyladenosine methyltransferase complex. Gene Ontology annotation, molecular function: metal ion binding. Bases 202 to 5871 code for a protein of 1889 amino acids.